Mauremys mutica (yellowpond turtle) is the source of this 4023-nucleotide messenger RNA. RefSeq lists its product as uncharacterized. The transcript has 3 exons. The record is from RefSeq and is a predicted model, not a curated record. Bases 976 to 3321 code for a protein of 781 amino acids. NCBI's taxonomy places the organism in Eukaryota, Metazoa, Chordata, Testudines, Geoemydidae.
CUUUAAUACCAGAGGGUUUGGAAGCCAGAGCUGGAAAGCUGAGACUCCACUCAGGUGCCUCAGUGUGUCUGACCCAAAAUCAACGGUGUGGUCAAUUUUUCCACAACAAUUUGGGGGCUCGUCCGGGAUUCCACAGAUGACUUCCCCGGACCUGAGGACCGCGGGCAGUUCCUUUCCAACCCCAGGGCCCAUCUGAGAGGUCUAUCCAUUCUCAGGUCCGUGAAGCCCUCCCUAAACCAGCGGAUACUGCAUGUCACCCGUUGCAACCUGGAGACUGGGUGUAUACUAAGGUGCACCAACGCAAGUCCUCCCUUGAGCCUCGCUGGAAAGGCCCCUACCAGGUGUUGCUGACCACCCACAUGGCGGUUAAGUGCAAGGGACUUGCUGGUUGGGUCCACGCUUCCCAUUGCAAACGUUCUUCAGUUUCUGAGGACCGCACUGACAUGUCCAUGGUACCGGUCAUUCCUGAGAUCCGCGAAAUCCCACCUCCUGAGGUCCCUGUUCCUGAGAUUCCUGCGCUUCCGGAUCCUGAAGGUCUUCCUCCCAUUGCUCCCCCAGCCGGGUCCAGAUAUAACCUCAGGAGAAGACGUUAAAGGACUCAUAGGGGGCUAGUCCCUCUUACAGGACUCACUCAGACAUGGCUGCUCCUAGAGCCAUAAGGGAAUCUGCUAUGGUGCGGAGAUGGCUUAUGCCCUCCCUGUGGUUCAUUUGUAUUACUAUGCUGCUCUUGUUGCUUUUGAACUUCCAUGACUCUUUUAUGUACUUUUGGGCCCCUGUGAAGACAGAUGUUCCCACCAUACCCAUCUGCAAUAUUCCCCUAGGCCCCCCAGUGAAGGGGUUAAGACCCUCCCCCACCCCUUCAGAUCGUAAGCGGAGAUCCCUACAAGUAGGGAAGGAAGAAAAGGAGGGCCCGAAACCCCUAACCAUUGAGGAUGUUAAAAAUUGGCCCUGGUGGAAAAGACGCUAUAUUGUACAAUGGCAAGGAGGGAAUUGCGGGGGGUAUUCAUGGCAAUGUGGUACCGAUUGGGUUUUAGGAUUUAUCCCGCAGGCAGCAAAAUGCGUGGAGGCCAGGUGCCCUCACCUUGCCAGACUAUCCCUGAAUUAUUACCCACCCCGGCCCCCACUUUUCCCCCUCCCGUUAAUCACACCUCCCACGAUUACCCCUUUUCCACGGGAGCUUCCCGUUCCCCUAGGUCAGCCACCCCCCACAUUUUCCGGUUAAUAACCGAACACACGAAUGUUAUACAGUGGCCUAGACCCUCCCUUUCUGGAGACUUAUUUUCCUACUGCUCCGCUCGACUGUUUUUCUCCCUUCGAGACCACCCCGGCCAGUUGUACCAGCGGCUUAUUUCUUGGGAAUCCAUGGGUACCGUGUUCAUAGACCAUGUUAAUAUUACCACUGCACCUAACUCCCAACCCAAGGUAAGGACCUAUUUUAUGCACGGUUGGCGGGACAAUGUAGAUACUAUGCUGCUCCCAGGUUCGUGUCAUGCUAAGGACGAAUUGCGUUCCCUCUGUUACUUGGUUACUCUGGCCAUCAAAGCUGCAGUGCUCACCAGUCGACACUGCCCCUUUGCCCCUGAUUUUACCUGUGAACAAACUCUUCCCCCUACAGCAAACUUUACCUGCACCCUGAUUCAAUACACCCCCACCUUGUCCGCGAAUAUGUCUACUGCAAAGAGGGCCCUCCACGCACACGCCCACCAACUCUGGUAUGAGACAGUGGGAAAGGGUGACAUAACGGGGUUCCGAUGGACUAUUUUAGAUGCCACACUGGGGACCAUUAGAUUUUCCCUUCCUCUGUCCCACUUCCAAAUUGCCGCUACCUACCCUAACUGCUCCAAGGGAGCGGCCGUCAGGCUAAUGCAACAACGUUUCUUGAUAGGAGGGCACCGGGCCAAGAGAGGGAUAGCUGAUACCUUAUGGAAGGGUGCAAAUAGUGCAGCCUCAGCUUGGAGUGUCCUUAAGACCUCCCAACACGAAUCCAGAUUGGGACAACUCGAACAUGCGGCCGGUCUUAUCUCCGCAGCACAGGUAACGGGACUUAAGGCGGGGAUAGGGGAAUUACAUGUUAUCUCCACCCUUAACAUCCUGACCCACGAUCUCCUCUCCCAGAUGGUGUACCACAUUUCUGGGGCUGAGAAGGCAUUGCAGUGGGACCUAGCCUGUUCAGAGGUACAGGAUUUUCUUAACACUCAACUUGCGGAUAUCCGAGAGGACCUCAGGCAUCAGGCGUGGCCCGCUGCCCUUCGGAACACCUCGGGUGUUCCCCCAGAACUGUGGCCUUGGAGGCAUACGUGGAGAUUCUCCAGUUGGGAUUGCCAACGCUCUCAGUGCUCUUUCCAAGCCUAUGGGCCUGUGAGCGGGAUAUGGGCUCCCACAUACCGGAUCCUCCCAGGCCCCUGGGGAGGAUGUUUGUGGGAUUGGGUUAUCCACCAGGAUGUUUGGGAGAUUAAGUCACCCCACGGCCCCAACCGUUUCCUAGUUAGUGCGGCGGAGAUAACCCCUGAUAUUUGGAUAGGCCAGGGCUCGUUAUGGACCCUGUGGCCUCUACAGCCCCCUCAACUCCGGUGCAUUCGUAAGUUAAAACCCGGAGAAAUCAUUGUUCUUCAUGAACAUGUUUGUUGGGAAGGUUGGGGUAGGUUAGCAACUUUGAGUUCCCAAACUAUCCUCGAGGCGAACAGUAGUUGUGUCCUUGUCAACUCUUCAACCCUGCUGGACACUGUUUUUAAUUUAACCACCGCCUUAGGUUCUCAGGUUGUUUAUUGGCCUGCGGACCGACGCUACCAGGUUUCUUUAUCAUUUUCUGUCCCCUUUGAUUGGACUGCCCUAGUGUUAGACUGGUUCCAUUCCCUCGAGACCCUUCUGCCUGAAAUUCGUAAGCUUUCCCAACUGAAGGAUCAGGUAGACGUUUUGGAAACCACUUAUAACACCGAACUCCGAGCCUUCGAAACAGCUCACCGGGUCACAACCCUUUGUACAGGCUCGGAUCUUAUCUGUGUUAUCUCCAGGGUAUUCCACCCCCCUCAGAUGCAUAGUCUCCUGUUCUGGGGAUUCAUUGGUGGAGGGCUCCUAUUAGGCGCCUGUGCCUGUUACUGUUGUUGCACUCGUUGUCGCCUCCGGCCCACGGUCCUGACCUUUCCGCCACCACCCCCUUACCCCGUGCCCCUUGCCCCAUUGCGGGAGUCUGUAUUGGAACCUGAGUCCCCAGUUUAUGACUCCCUAGAAAUCACCUAUUACAACGGAUAUGAAACACCUCAGGAGGAAAAUCCCGAGGUCCAUGGUUUAAUGACUAUCCAUAUUGAAGGUAUAGAUGGUUGAUGCAAAUAGCAUCAAAAGGAGGGGGUUGAUAGGGAUUUUCUAGGUCCUGCAUACCCCACCCUGCAUAGAACCCUAAAAUUCUGUCUCGCUAGCCUUACAGUAAGUUAGCUUAGCAUAAGUAGCAGUAGGUUGCUGUAGGCCAUGCUUGUUUAACAAUAGGGCAUAGGAAAAUUUGUAAUAGUAUGGCAUAAUCAAAGAGGCCUACAGAAAAGAGGAACCAACACCAACUGGUAAUUGUGUAUCAUGGUCUCAUAUAACAGUGUGAUAGCAAUGGAAAAUUUUAGGUCUUGUACAAUUGUAACCGCACGUAGGUGGGCACAGUUGGGAAACAGAGCUUAUUGUACAAGCCAACUAGACGCAGUUACAUUAAGCAAUUUAGUAAACAAUAAGGCACGCAAGAUAGGUUAAUGCAAGAAGGGGAAAAUGGUGAAAGCAGAAGCCUCUAGGGAAUAACAGGAAAACCCCUAGAUGGUACGGGGUCCGAGUUACGGCCCCAGAGAAACUCUGAUUGGUCUGCUAGUAAGAAUUCUACCAAAUAAGGAUAAUAAACUUUGUAAUGUGUGAUUACGCUUUGCGGUUUUUACCUUUAUAAGCUUGGAGCUGUGAAAUCUAUGCAAGGCGGCUACCCCCCUUGCUUGGGGAUACGCUGACCUUCCCUUUAUGCAUAAUUGUAUUGUGUACCCCAAUAAAGGUGCCUCAGUG